Molecule: messenger RNA, 5163 nt
Organism: Paraglomus occultum
Lineage: Eukaryota; Fungi; Glomeromycota; Glomeromycetes; Paraglomerales; Paraglomeraceae
Source: the annotation of a GenBank genome assembly
AUGGUUUAUGUCUCACCGCAAGGACUGCGACGGAUACCAUUAUUGGACGCUACUACGUUCCAUGAUCUGAAACAGUUUGCUUUUAAACAUCAUGAGUCAGUUAAGCAGGUGGAAGACAGAGUAGUUGUAUAUAAGUUAAAACUUGAAGACGAUGGAUCACUCGGCCAUGAUAAGAAGUAUAUCAGACUCCCUCCACCUGAGAAACCAUACAUCCUUCGACUCAAUCUGAAAUCUGGAUCACCAGUUUCUCAUAAUACUACAUUCUACACGAAUUAUCCGAUUGAUGGAUCCCAGUAUGAGGGAAAGAAAUUCCAUUCUAUCAAAUCAUUAACAGGCUUCACCAGAACAGUUAACUUUGACAUUGCAAUAAAACAAUCGGGAUCAUUUGAGUUUUAUUUCGAAUACACCUUGCCUGCGCAAAAUCCGGGCGAGAAGUCUCAAAACACAAGAAAGUCACCUCAUGGCUACUUCUCAGUCGACCCUAUCCUCCACGUCAUGUCACGUCCACGUAUUCUGUCCCCUGACAAGACAUCUGAUGGACCCACCGUAUCGCUUCCAAUUGACGGUAUCGUUAUUCAGACCGUCCUUCCUAAACUCCUCGGUCCAAUCUCACGAUGGGAGCCUUUAAUUAAAUCCAUCUCUGACUUGGGAUAUAACAUGGUUCAUUUUGUGCCCAUGCAAGUGAGAGGAAAUAGUGACUCUCCGUUUUCUAUUUACAAUCAGUUGGAGUUUUCCAACGAUCUGUUUGACGAGCAAGAUCAACAUAAAAGCGUUGAGGAAAAGAAUGAAAUUGUAUCUAAUAUAUUGAAGAAAAUGGAAAACGAAUACGGCGUGUUAAGUUUGACUGAUGUGGUAUGGAAUCAUACUGCACAUAAUUGUCAAUGGCUGAAAGAACAUCCCGAAGCAGCAUAUAAUGUACAUAACUCUCCCCAUCUAAGCGCUGCGUAUGAACUUGACACGGCUCUCCUUCACUACUCUGAAAAUCUUAAAUCUUACAAUUUACCUACUCGCAUCAACUCGGAGAAGGACAUCGACGCCAUCAUAAACGGCAUCAAAACUCACGUCCUACCCAAACUACGGCUAUGGGAAUUCUAUACAAUUGACGUAAAGGCCUCUAUAGAAGAAUUGCGUAAAGCACUGGAAAACGAUGAAGAAACAGACGAUACGCUCUUCAAAGAGUUUGAUGUCGCUUGUCUCAAUCUUGGUGACCAAGGCCGCCUUCUAUCCAAAGCGCUCGAACCUAAAUCUUUUGGGCCUCGCCAUUAUCGAAAAAUUCGUAAAUCUGUUGCUUUAGCGUUUGUUAAGAAAUGGCGCGACACAAAGGUAAAGGCUGCCAUGUUAGAAGCUAUUGCAAAAGCUAAGGGCGAGGCUGAGGAGCGAUUAAAGGCAGCUGUGCUCGCACGCACUAUGGCUGAGACCAAAGCCGCCAAAAACGGUGUGUCUGAUGUUACUGGAAACAAGACGAUUCCCGCCGAAAAAGAAGCUGGAGCGCGUGCUGAGGUUGAGAAUUACACAAAGGCUAAAGAUUACGUCAAAGCUAGGUUUAAGGCUCUGGCGACGGCUAAUGAGAAUAAUGAAAGGCUUAAUCAGAAGGAUGCGAUGGAAAAGGAAAACAAAAGCACUGAGGAUAUCACGUCAACUACUGUUGGAAGAGCAAUGUCUAGGAGCACAAGUUUUGCAAUUGAUGACGAUAGUGAGGAUAAUGAGAUAAUUAGGAAUCUUCCCAUUCCGGCAGUUGACACCAUCAGACCAAGUAUCGAUGAUAUAUUCAGGCAUUACGAAGCCAUAUUGAAUGAGAUUAAUCUACCAUUCUACAAAACAUAUGACAAAGACGUCGGAGUUAUUUUGAAUAAUGUGCGUAAUAGGUUGAAAUAUUUACGACUCGACGCACACGGACCCAAAUUAGGAGAAAUUACCAAGAAAUCUCCUUUUAUCGAGACAUAUUUCACUCGUCUUAGAGCCGAAGACGUUGGCAGUAACCAUCGCGCUGAGGAGUUGGCAGUGGCUAACAAUGGCUGGAUAUGGAACGCAAAUCCACUUAUUGACUUUGCAAGUGCAGACUCUAACGCUUAUUUAAGGCGAGAAGUCAUAGUGUGGGGAGAUUGUGUCAAACUGCGUUACGGUAAAAGUCGAGAUGAUAAUCCAUGGCUAUGGGACCACAUGACCAAAUACACAACAAAUCUAGCAAAGAUGUUUCAUGGUUUUCGAAUUGAUAAUUGUCACUCUACUCCAAUCCACGUUGCCAAGCACUUGCUUGACGCAGCGCGACGUGUCCGUCCCAACCUGUAUGUCGUUGCCGAGUUGUUUACUGGGUCUGGCGAUCUGGAUAUUCGAUUUGUGAGAGAACUUGGUAUUAACUCUUUGAUCCGUGAAUCCCUGAAGGCAUGGGAUUCUCCAGAAAUGGCUCGUUUGAUCCAUGAAUAUGGAGGAAAAUAUAUAGGUUCUAUGAGCAAGAAAUGUAUUUCAGAGGAAUCAGUCUGUACUUCUCCCGAUGGUCAACAAAAUGCUUCAUGCAUAAUCGUACCAAUAGUGGGGUCUAAACCUCAUGCUUUGCUGAUGGAUUGCACGCAUGACAACGAAACUCCUCAUCAAAUUAGAACUGCCGAAGACACUCUUCCUAAUUCUGCUCUCACCACUAUGGCAUCCUGUGCUGUGGGAAGUGUUAGAGGAUAUGAUGAAAUAAAUCCAUAUCUUAUUAACCUCGCGACUGAGAAACGGCUGUAUAAAAUUUAUGAGAAUCCAGUCGAGGUUGGAAUUGGGAAAGUCAAAAGGAUUCUUCAACAUUUACACACCGAGAUGGCAAUUGAUGACUUUUCCGAAACAUACCUGCAUCAGGAGAAAGAUUACAUAAUAAUCCAUCGUGUUCACCCCCGUUCUUAUUACGGUUACUUGCUAGUCGCUCGGAGCGCCUUCUCCGGUAACGCAAACCCCAAAAGUGAUCUCUCGCCAUUCAAACUCCGGGGCGCUUCUGCCGAACUUGAGCAAUUAUUCUCAGCACAGCUAGAAAUCAAUUCCCGCACUGCUCUCACGGAAAACGGAUUACUCAACGGUCUGCCGGCCACUAUUAAAAAGCUCCAUUCGCCUAUUGUGAGGAAGCUGUCUGACAUACAUGGUCCAUACAUUGAAUUUAUUUUACCGGCCGUAUUUCCACCGGGUAGUGUAAUUUUGUUGAGAACAGCUAUGGACGAUAAACUAGAAAACCUAGAAGACUUUAUUAGAUCAGGGGCUGAUGAAGCGUUUAAACAUUUGGACUUGGUUGAUUUGAACAUUGCACUAUAUAGAUGCAGCGGAGAAGAGCGAGACGUUACACCUGGUCACGGGUCAUAUACAGUGCCUGGUCAUGGGGAACUACCUUAUUGCGGGAUUGCUGGGUUCAUGUCCGUAACUGAGCCGAUCUUGAAAUACAACAAUUUGGGACAUCCGUUCUGUAACAAUCUGAGAGAGGGUCAUUGGGCACUGAAUUAUGUUGUGGCAAGACUGGAUAGGCAUCUUUCAUUAGCGCCUAAUCUCAAGCCUUUACGCGAAUGGUUUGACGAACGCUUUGCGGCAAUUAAAUCAGUUCCCAACUUUCUCGUUCCCAAAUACUUUGCAAUUGUCAUAAAGACAGCGUACGAUGCGGCACGUAAACGGGCCAUCGAGCAAUUCUCUCCAUUCGUGCAAGAGGGCGGCUUGUUUAUCCAAUCGCUAGCGCUAACGUCCGUCCAAAUGUACGGAGUUGUCCAUUCCACCGCGUUACAUCCGGUCGAGGGAGGUCCGUCGAUGGCGGCAGGGCUCCCUCACUUCACUUUCAGACACAUGAGAGUAUGGGGACGUGAUGUAUUUAUUUCGUUAAGAGGAUUAUUUCUCACCACUGGCAACUACGAAGCAGCUAAAAGACAUAUUAUUGCCUUUGGUGGCGUAGUAAAGAAUGGGUUGGUUCCUAACCUGCUUGACGCGGGUAGAUUCCCUAGAUAUAACUGCCGUGAUGCCGUUUGGUGGUAUUUACAAUCAAUUCAGGAUUAUUGCACAUUCAGUCCGGAUAAUAUAGGAUUCCUCAAAGAACGUGUGCAACGUCGUUUCCCUGAAGAUGUGGACUUUGUUGUCCACGAUCACCCGAGUGCCUACAGCUAUUCUAGCACGAUUACAGACAUAAUUCAAGAGAUUUUAGAAUCUCAUGCUAAAGGCAUUCACUUCAGAGAAUGGAACGCUGGGCCCGAUUUAGAUACCUUUAUGAAAGAUGAAGGUUUUCAAAUUGAUAUAGACGUUGACUGGGAUACCGGAUUUAUCUAUGGUGGAAAUGAAUGGAACUGUGGUACAUGGAUGGACAAGAUGGGCGAAUCUGCCAAUGCUGGUAAUUUGGGUAUACCGUCUACUCCGCGUGACGGUGCUGCUAUCGAAAUAAUUGGAUUGCUAAAGUCUGCCUUACGAUGGGUGUCUCAACUGUAUGACAAAGGGCUUUAUCCAUAUGAAGGCGUUAAUGUCGAUGUCAAGGGGGAGAAGAAAUUUAUAAAAUUCAAGGAAUGGGGAGAUCUGAUCCAGAAGUCUUUUGAAAAGUAUUUUUAUAUUCCAAAAGAUUCGGCAUUCGAUUCUCAACACGUAAUAAACUCUAAGCUAGUAAAUCGCCGGGGCAUAUAUAAGGAUACUUACAGAUCGUCCAAAGAAUAUGCUGACUAUCAAUUAAGACCCAACUUCCCUGUCGCUAUGGUUACGGCUCCCGAACUGUUUGACGAGCAACAUGCAAUGGAGGCAUUGCGCAUCGCCAAAGAAGUGCUUGCUGGCCCGUUGGGAAUGCGUACUCUAGAUCCUACUGAUUGGGCUUAUCGUGGUGUCUACGACAAUAGCAAUGACGGAACCGACAAAUCCAUUGCUAAAGGAUGGAAUUAUCACCAGGGACCAGAAUGGUUAUGGUGUACUGGAGUUUUCCUUCGAGCUUAUUUAUAUUUCGACACUCGCGCUGGUGCCGGAAAGGAUAACAUCCACGAAACUAUCUACACAAUCGUUCACCAUCUCCUUCCGCAUCGUAAAACAAUCGAAACUAGUCCGUGGGGCGGUCUACCUGAAUUAACUAACAAGGACGGUGCUGAAUGUCACCAUGCAUGUCCAACACAAGCAUGGUCGUCAGCCGCAAUUCUUGAUUUACUUUACGAUAUUAGAAAAUCGGGAACUCCGAUAACGAUUGAGUAA